Trichophyton benhamiae CBS 112371 is the source of this 624-nucleotide messenger RNA. RefSeq lists its product as uncharacterized. NCBI's taxonomy places the organism in Eukaryota, Fungi, Ascomycota, Eurotiomycetes, Onygenales, Arthrodermataceae. The coding region runs from base 1 to 624 and encodes 207 amino acids. The transcript has 2 exons. The record is from RefSeq and is a predicted model, not a curated record.
AUGCAGCGCACGGAGUUGGUCAAAACGAAUGUCAACGCCUGGACGAGACAAGGCGAGGCGGCAAAAAUAAAAGAGCGAGCGGACGGGUCUCGAGGGACGGAGAUGAAGAGUUUUACCCUGUUUCGACGGGCAGAAAUGAAUGUCGCGGAAUGCAAUUCCAGCGGUCGACGGGAAGCCCCUGCACCGACGGCUCGGGCGGGAGACGACGAGCAGAACGAGGGGAGGCCAGCGGUCAGCGCUGACGGGCCGGGAGAGAGACGAUGGAAUGAACCUCCCUUCUUCUUCUUCUCCCUUUUCUUCUCUUCAUCUUCUCUUCUUCUAUUUCUCUUCUAUUUUUCUUCUUUUCUGGGUGUUUUUUUUUUUUUUUUUUUUUUGUUUGGCGGAGAGUCACGUGAAAUCCAGACUUUCUCGGCCUUUUUUUUUUUUUUUGAUAUCAAAAAGAAGCAGAAGAAGCGAAGACGAAGAAGAAGAAAGACGAGACAGAGAAGAAAAGAGAAGAUUGAGGGGAUGAUGAUGCCGAUGAUGAUGUACAGAGCUGCAGCGACGGUGCCUGUCGGGUCGGAGUCUGUCUGUGGAACUGUCUCCAGCCGGCUUCUCCAGGCAGUCGACCGGCACGCUGGCUAG